AUGGCUUUUGCAGGAUUAAAAAAGCAGAUUAACAAAGCCAAUCAGUAUGUCACGGAGAAAAUGGGGGGAGCGGAGGGAACGAAGUUGGACGUUGAUUUUGUCGAAAUGGAAAGGAAAGCGGAUGUUAUUUACGAAUUGGUAGAAGAACUUCAAGCGAAAGCGAAAGAAUUUUUGCAACCUAAUCCGACAGCAAGAGCGAAAAUGGCCGCAGUCAAGGGAAUAUCGAAAAUGAGCGGUCAAGCCAAAGCUCAAACGUAUCCUCAACCCGAAGGAGUGUUGGGAGAUUGUUUAACUUUAUACGGGAAAAAAUUAGGAGAAGAUAGUAUUUUUGCUCAGUCCAUGGUCGAAAUGGGUGAAUCAAUGAAACAAAUGGCGGAUGCUAAAUAUUCAUUGGAUGAUAACAUUAAGCAAAACUUUUUAGAACCUUUGCAUCAUUUACAGACUAAAGAUCUGAAAGAAGUUAUGCAUCAUCGGAAGAAGUUACAAGGAAGACGUUUAGAUUUUGAUUGCAAACGACGAAGACAAGCCAAAGAAGAUGAAAUAAAGCAAGCAGAAGAAAAAUUUGCCGAAUCUUUACACCUUGCUCAGAUGGGAAUGUUUAAUUUAUUCGAAAAUGAAGUAGAACAAAUUUCCCAAUUGUGCACGUUUGCUGAUGCUCUCUUGGAAUACCACGAACAAUGCGUAGUUAUAUUGAAGUCGAUGACGGAAACGUUGCAUGAAAAAAGAGAAGAAGCUGUCAACAGACCAAAACCAGAGUUUGUACCCAAAACACUCGCUGAUUUACACAUUGAAGGAAUUUCCGAUGGAAUAUCUAGUAAUACAUCUCCUUUAGCAUCACCGAUGAAAAAUUCUCCAGCUAAAACACCCGUCGUUCAUCAAACACAAAAUAAAACGCCUUCUUGUACUGCUCUGUACGAUUUCGAACCGGAAAAUCCUGGAGAAUUGGGUUUUAAGGAAGGUGACAAUAUCACUUUACUAAGUAAAAUCGAUGAGAAUUGGUUCGAAGGUACGGUUAAUGGAAAAACUGGAUAUUUUCCCGUUUCAUACGUUCAAGUAACCGUUCCUUUACCGUAA
Messenger RNA from Pediculus humanus corporis (human body louse), 1074 nucleotides. Its product is annotated as endophilin A, putative. Bases 1 to 1074 code for a protein of 357 amino acids. Lineage: Eukaryota; Metazoa; Arthropoda; Insecta; Psocodea; Pediculidae. Gene Ontology annotation, molecular function: protein binding. Gene Ontology annotation, biological process: synaptic vesicle uncoating. Gene Ontology annotation, cellular component: cytoplasm; presynapse; glutamatergic synapse. The transcript has 9 exons. The record is from RefSeq and is a predicted model, not a curated record.